AAGGAAGAAAAUAUGACGGCCCGCCUGAUGCUCGCUGUGGGAGGAGCAGUGCUGGGUUCCCUGCAGUUUGGCUACAACACUGGUGUCAUCAACGCCCCGCAGAAGGUGAUUGAGGACUUCUACAACCGUACGUGGCUGUACCGAUACAAUGAGCCCAUCAGCCCGGCCACCCUCACCACGCUCUGGUCCCUCUCCGUUGCCAUCUUUUCCGUUGGAGGCAUGAUCGGAUCCUUUUCCGUGGGGCUCUUUGUCAAUCGCUUUGGACGGCGCAACUCCAUGCUGAUGUCCAACAUUCUUGCCUUCGUGUCAGCCGUCCUCAUGGGCUUCUCCAAGAUGGCUUUCUCCUUCGAGAUGCUCAUCCUCGGCCGCUUCAUCAUCGGCCUCUACUCCGGCCUCACCACCGGUUUCGUGCCCAUGUACGUGGGUGAGGUGUCACCCACUGCGCUGCGGGGCGCGCUGGGGACCUUCCACCAGCUUGGCAUCGUCUUGGGCAUCCUCAUCGCGCAGGUCUUCGGUUUGGACUUGAUCAUGGGAAACGACUCCCUGUGGCCGCUGCUCCUGGGCUUCAUCUUCGUCCCUGCCCUGCUGCAGUGCAUCAUCCUGCCCUUUGCCCCCGAGAGCCCCCGCUUCCUCCUCAUCAACCGCAACGAGGAGAACAAAGCCAAGAGCGUCCUCAAGAAGCUCCGGGGCACAACGGACGUCAGCAGUGACCUCCAGGAGAUGAAGGAGGAGAGCCGGCAAAUGAUGAGGGAGAAGAAGGUCACCAUAAUGGAGCUGUUCCGCUCCCCCAUGUAUCGCCAGCCCAUCCUCAUCGCCAUCGUCCUGCAGCUGUCCCAGCAGCUCUCAGGGAUCAAUGCGGUCUUCUACUACUCCACCAGCAUCUUUGAGAAGUCGGGUGUGGAGCAGCCCGUCUAUGCCACCAUUGGCUCUGGUGUGGUCAAUACAGCUUUUACGGUUGUUUCGCUCUUUGUGGUGGAGCGGGCUGGCCGCAGGACGCUGCACCUCAUCGGCCUGGCCGGGAUGGCGGGGUGCGCGGUGCUCAUGACCAUUGCCCUGACGCUGCUGGACCAAAUGCCCUGGAUGUCCUACCUCAGCAUCGUGGCCAUCUUCGGGUUUGUGGCCUUCUUUGAGAUCGGUCCAGGCCCCAUCCCGUGGUUCAUUGUGGCAGAACUGUUCAGCCAAGGCCCUCGUCCUGCUGCCUUCGCUGUUGCCGGGUUGUCCAACUGGACCUCGAACUUCAUUGUGGGCAUGGGCUUCCAGUACAUCGCGCAACUCUGCGGCUCCUACGUCUUCAUCAUCUUCACGGUGCUGUUAGUCCUCUUCUUCAUCUUCACCUACUUCAAGGUGCCGGAGACGAAGGGCCGGACCUUCGACGAGAUCGCCUCCGGGUUCCGGCAGGGAGGAGCGGCUCAGAGCGACAAAACCCCGGACGAGUUCCACACUCCCAUGUAG
Nestor notabilis (Kea) is the source of this 1452-nucleotide messenger RNA. RefSeq names its product solute carrier family 2, facilitated glucose transporter member 1. The transcript has 11 exons. Gene Ontology annotation, cellular component: basolateral plasma membrane; apical plasma membrane. Gene Ontology annotation, biological process: response to insulin; D-glucose transmembrane transport. NCBI's taxonomy places the organism in Eukaryota, Metazoa, Chordata, Aves, Psittaciformes, Psittacidae. The record is from RefSeq and is a predicted model, not a curated record. Bases 13 to 1452 code for a protein of 479 amino acids.